Monomorium pharaonis (pharaoh ant) is the source of this 2163-nucleotide messenger RNA. RefSeq names its product odorant receptor 4. Gene Ontology annotation, biological process: detection of chemical stimulus involved in sensory perception of smell; sensory perception of smell. Gene Ontology annotation, molecular function: olfactory receptor activity; odorant binding. NCBI's taxonomy places the organism in Eukaryota, Metazoa, Arthropoda, Insecta, Hymenoptera, Formicidae. The coding region runs from base 685 to 1842 and encodes 385 amino acids. Gene Ontology annotation, cellular component: plasma membrane. The transcript has 6 exons. The record is from RefSeq and is a predicted model, not a curated record.
AAAUGUUGGUCCUUGAAUGUGACAGAUGAGAAAACAACAACUUUCGAUGUAUAAGUAGCGAAAAAAAUUAUUACAUUAUCACUCGCAUUUUUAUCUAUACAAUUUACGUAUUGAUUUCUUAUAAAUAUCACUAUAGCAUACAGGCAAGCUGUUAACUGCCUUGCAGGCAAGAAAUUUAUAUAUUUCCGUAGAAUUUUCUUUAGAUUUCUCCGUUACUUUUUUCUGCUCUGGUGCACGAACUUCAAAACUUUUCCGGAAUAUGCUGAAGUAUGGCAAUCAAAUGCGUAUAUCACCGCACGAAUUAUUGCAUACUUAAAUCGGAUAAUAUGCGUUUACUAGGAAAAAAAGAUGACCCCAUGUUUUCUCCCUCUUUUUAUAUCAAUGUUGUGAGAAACUAAACGUAUGCGAGCGAGGACAGUAUGCUCCAUGAUAAAAAUAUUUAAUGAGAUACUUCCAUUAGAUGAUCAUGGUAGGGAUCCAUUUGAUGAUCUCGGGGUAGAACCUCUCAGUCUUUAUGCAGUUAUUCUAGAAUACACACUGAGUUCUCAUCGGUAAACGCAACGAGUGGCGAAGGAAGAAAGAUAGAAAACAAUUCUGUUUCUUAUCUGAAAAAGCGUUUGCCUUGUUGCUUAUAAAUCGAUGCCUUCCCUCGCGUAAAAACCGGAGAGCAAAAAGAAAUAAGGGAUGACGCGUAAAAGCACAAUUAAUCGCACGUUAAAAUUAAUGCUCACUCUGUGCGGUAUAUGGCCAGGCACAUCGUGUGUUAUAAUCUGCAGGGCGUAUUGGAUUAUUGCAUUAGCAACAGAUGAAAUUUGCCACUACCGUUAUCUUUUAAUGCAUUUGCAUUCUAAUGAUCUUUUCGACUUGAUGGACUGUUUCAGUAGUUUUCUAACGCAAGUAAAAUUUUCAAUUAAGUUGAUCAUAUUUUGGUUGAAUGAACGAAAAUUCAUCGAGAUCUUGACGAUGAUGACAGAAGACUGGAACGAUUGCAAUGGAAGUGACGUCAACAUGCGUGAGACGUUAUGCAAAGCUAAAUUAGCAGCCCGUAUCACUAACGCAAUGUUCACUCUUCAUACGUUAACUAUUGUUGCAUAUAGUAUUGGCAUCUUCUUGGCCGACGUCGACGUCACCAAUCAAUCUGAACUACCUCUUCUCUUAAAAGUCGAGCUUCCUGUCAACAUAAACACUGAACGCACGUAUAGAACGUUGCUGACCAUGCAAUUUGUGCAUCUUAUCAUGUCCGGCUGUGGGACAGGUCUACUGAAUGCAUUGCUUUUAACUUUGACUCUACACGUAGGUGGUCAGAUGGAUAUCUUGCGCUGUUGGUUACAUGAGCUCGUACCGCGAGAGAAUAAAGGAACAGCCGAAUCUGUCGCCUUUACGACGAAUAAAAUUAUUCGCAAGCAUCAAAGAGUUAUUAACUUUUCGGAAUACAUUGAAGAUUUAUACACAUACAUCGCGUUAGUACAAUUCACAUCGAACACCGUGCUAAUUUGCUCUUUGGGAUUUCUUAUCGUAACGGCGAUUGGCAGUCCCCAUGCGACGGAGCACAUAAUACGAUCUCUUUUAUUUUACACUGUAACGAAUCUUGAAGCAUUUAUAUUUUGCUACGCAGGGGAAUACCUGAAAAACAAGAGUAAAGCUGUCGGGAUUGCGGCGUACAAUUCCGCCUGGUACGAAAUGAAACCUGAAAACAGUCGUAAUUUAAUAUUCGUGAUAUUAAGGGCGCAGAAGCAAUUGACACUUACAGUUGGAAAAAUAAUGGAUCUCUCCUUAGAAUCUUUUACAAGUAUUAUGAAAGCUUCGGGAUCAUAUUUAUCAGUAUUGCUGGCUAUGCAAUAAACACAUCGUAUAUUUGAAGCUUUUUAUAUGAUAGUCAUGAAGUAUAUAUCAUAUAAAUAUAUCUUCAGUAGUAACAGAAAAAUAUAAUAUAAGAUAUAUUUUUAUGGGUUAAAAUAGUAAUAAUUUAGAGAUAUUCUAAAACAGUAGUAAUUUAUAGAAGAAUACAAAAAGAUACAUUCUUGAUAUCGGAAUAUUUAAUAGAUCCCUAUUUCCCAGAAAUUGUAAGACGAGCAUGUUGCGUUAUUGUGUUACACUAUUAUUACAUCGAGAAUAUUUUUACUCAUCAAUACAAAUUAAAUUAACGAACAAAUACAAUCUAAU